Molecule: messenger RNA, 891 nt
Organism: Stylonychia lemnae
Lineage: Eukaryota; Ciliophora; Spirotrichea; Sporadotrichida; Oxytrichidae
Source: the annotation of a GenBank genome assembly
AUGGAGUAAACCUUGUAGAAUAUAAAUAAUGUCUUCGUUUUCAUGAACUCGAAACUGAUAAGCAAGCACAUUAAUGAAGACUUUCAUCGAUCUGAGAGUGUUUAUGGAGAUCAAGUUAUUAGGAAUGAAAAAUAGAAACUAUCAAGCACUGGGCCUUAAAAUGGUAUUUCAAGAAAUGCAGUCAAGCAUUAUUUGAAUAGCUUCACUCAUACAAAGCAGAGACCUCAAUCGUAAAUGCUGAACAGCAGAUUGAAGGCAAGCAAACUGUCGAUUAUCAAACAAUUACCUAACUAAAACUAGCAAUCAAGUAGUAAUAUGAAUCUAUUUAAUUAGUAAAAUCCAAAACCAGAGUACUUUAUACCAAUUCAGUAGCUAAACAAAUAGAGCCCUGCAUAGAAUUAGUAAUAACCAGCAGUUCAUACACAUCUAAUUAACAACCAAUAAUUUUAGUUGAGUUAAUAUCAAAUUCAGUAGAUGCAGAAGCAGAUGUAAUUCAUUCAAAAUUAGGCUUAGGAAUAUGUGACUAUGGCUAAAAGACUUCAGACUAGGCAAUCAGGAAUGAGGAACUCAUUACUGUAAAGUUAGAAGUAAUAGAGGAAUCAUAGUAAUCAGCAGUAUUCACACUAGCAAUAGAGUUUACCCAUUCUUGAUGGCAGUCCUAAUUAAAAGCUCAUUUGGUCUAGGGCUGAUACAAUUCAACCAGAAGCUAGAACUACCAAUGUUUCAUUUUAUAAUACCAUGGAUAGAAGAGAAAUUUCUCCAUUUCAAAGAAAAAGGACUUCUAUAAGUGGAUCACAUUCAAGAGCUACUUCACCUUAAAGAACUCAUAAUAAUAAUAAAAAGGAGACUUUUUUAAAUAAAAAAGAACAAAAGAAAGAUGCCCUAGAUUGA